Molecule: messenger RNA, 687 nt
Organism: Penicillium hordei
Lineage: Eukaryota; Fungi; Ascomycota; Eurotiomycetes; Eurotiales; Aspergillaceae
Exons: 3
Coding region: 1-687 (228 amino acids)
Biological process (GO): sulfite transmembrane transport; transmembrane transport
Cellular component (GO): plasma membrane
Molecular function (GO): sulfite transmembrane transporter activity
Source: RefSeq, a predicted model, not a curated record
AUGGGCACUGGUAUUGUUUCGGUGCUGAUGACAUUGAUCCCUUUCGAUGCUCCGGUGCUCCAUUACUCAUCGAUUAUCUUUUUCCUACUCGAUACGGUGUUAUUCACUCUAGCUUCCAUUACUUCUAUUCUCCGAUACGCCUUAUACUCCGAAAUAUGGAAUGUGAUGAUACAAGACCCAACCAAUUCGCUAUUCUUGGCCACAAUCCCGAUGGGCUCUGCUACGCUCAUUGAGAUGUGGGUGUUCAUUUGUGUGCCAAACUGGGGCGAAUGGGCCAAAAAAGUUGUGUGGGAUUUAUGGAUGAUAGACAUGGUAGCUGCAGCUUCUGUGACUCUGUCCCUGUCGUUUAUUUUUGUCGGUUUACAAUCUUACACAAGAAUAUCUCAGCGCUAUAUUACCUCCCUAGAUCGCAUCACUGCGCUUCAAUUAUUGCUGAUCGCAGCAACCAUUGUGGCGGCAGGUACUGGGCGCAGAGACAAACAACAUGCGCUGGGAACACUUCUUGUAUCGUUUGUUCUUUGGGGUAUGGGAACUCCGUUGGCCAUUGCGGUAUUGGUGAUCUAUUAUCAGCGACUAGCAAUGCAUAAGCUUCCGAGGGAACUCAUUGUGAGCUGCUUUCUACCCUUGGGCCCUCUUGGCUUUGGUGGUUUCGGGAAAGGAUUUUACCGAUUUCCCCUAGGGACCUGA